AAUCAGCAAUUAUUAGCAAUUUAAUUAAAUGAGUGUAAAAUUGCAUAUUUAUGGAAGAAGACUAGAGAAUCUCUGCCAAACAACUUGCUACUUCGUUUAUUGCGCGCAAUUUGUCGUAAUUCUGUGCAGAACAGUGAAGUGGUUCAUGUUAGCGACAUUAUCUACGACUUUAACAAGUUCUUGUCAAACGCGCAGUACAUGCAGCCUCUGCCUUCGGCAAAUUUUAUCAAUGUGAAUUAUGAGUUUCGAAAAAAGUGGAAAUUUCCAUUGGCCAAUCGUUUCGCUUGUCGUAUCCGAUUCAAAUAUUUCAUGCUGUUCUGGUAGUUCAUGUUAGUCUGGUUUAUAUCAACGAUGUCACAUUAACGAGUGUAAAGACUGGCUAAUAAUAUGGCAGUGUGCAUUUUGCACUGAAUCGCAUCGCAACUGAGUCGACUGCGCGAGAUAGAACAGAUUCUCGGAUCAACGAUCAUCGAAGAAAGUUUUAUUGUCUCAAUAAAAUUGCAUACUCAAGAGCAACUAUGUUCAUGUUUCAAAAACUAUCGAGUAAAGCUUUUAGAUGUCACCAGAUACCGACAACAAUCGGCAGUCUGUCGCGACUUCGAAGAUCGGUGUCGCUGAAUCAGCAGAAUCUGACGUUCUACGAUUAUCAAAAUUACAGUGCUGAAACAAUUUUCGAGUUGGAAGAGGAAUCGGACAGCUUUUGCCCCUCGCUCUACUUUCUUUUGGAUUUCUGCCAUCUGUACUACAUACCGUCUAUCAUUUUGCUGGGCCUGGUGGGCAACCUGUUGUCGUGCGUGGUUUUUCUUAAGACGCAUUUAAAGCUUCGCAGCUCCAGUUACUAUCUGGCAGCAUUAGCCACCACCGAUUUCAGCUUUCUCAUGUCCCUGCUUCUCGUGUGGCUUAACAGUACCAUUGGAUGGAAGGUCUUUAAUAAUAAUGGUUGGUGCGAAACUUUGGUAUACGUCAGCGCGGUUUGCAGCUCACUUAGCGUCUGGCUGAUCGUCGCCUUCACCGUCGAGAGAUUCAUCGCCGUGCAGUAUCCACUGCAUCGACCGCAUAUGUGCACCGUGGCGCGCGCGAAGACGAUUAUUCUGGUGUUAACGAUCCUCGCUUUAGCCUGUCACUCAUAUUCCUUCGUUACCGCCGGGGUGGUGAAGAACCAGGGCGGCGACGAUGUCUGCGAGUUGAAAAUCGAGUACCUGGAAAUCAUGCAGAUUAUCAGCAUCGUCGAUAGUAUAGCGAGUCUGAUUGUGCCGCUCGUACUUAUCAUCGUGAUGAAUACCAUGAUUAUGAGAAAUCUCUUAAAGUUCGGCAGGCGAUUCAAUCAGGAACCCGGUUAUACCGCAAAUUGUUCCAAUAGGGAGAAGUCCGACAUCAAUCUCAAUCAAAUCCCGAGUGCCAAUAGCAGCAAUAAUGGCGGCGGCGGAAAUAUGAACUUGGUUUCGCUUGUGGGCACGAAUGGAACGCGUAGACCACCCUCUCAGCAAUCAUCAUUUCACUCGUCCAAGAACCAUUCCCGACAUCAACCUGCAUCUGCUCCGCCGUCGACACCGCGGAACGUUUGUCAGAUGACCGAAAUAGAAGCUCCGUGUAUACACGUUAGGUCAUCUUGUCGAAAUCUCGGAUCCAGAUUCAAUCAAGAGAGCAUCACUAAAAUGCUCGUGCUUAUUAGUACAGUCUUCAUAUUGCUUAAUUUACCGAGUUACGUGAUUCGCCUAUGCGUGUUCUUCUUCGCUUUGGCAAAGAAGAAUACACCAGAGACACUCUGGUGUCUUCAGCAGUUCUUCAUGCUGUUGUAUUACACAAACUUCAGCAUCAACUUUCUCCUAUAUGCAAUGUGCGGCAUUACGUUUCGUCGAUGUUUGGAACAAAUAUUGCGCAGAAUUCUGAAGAGCAUGACUCGAUAUCACUGCAGUCCACAAAGGGAAUCGGUAAGUCCGUGAACACGUGUCAACGCUUCUUGGCCGAUGGACCCCUGUUACACGCGACUUUCAACAGAGCUUUUAAGUUCUCAAAUCGAAGUUUGCGAGUGUAAAUCCAAGAAUAAAUCCAAGAUGAUCCUGUUUGCCUGACUCGCUUUGAAAAGGCGUAACAUUUUUGUCAGACGCGUAACACAUCUGUGGCUUUAAGCUCGAUGUCAACGAUGAAACGACGGAUUUCAGAAAAGAUUUGUCCGGAAAUCAAAAAAUGUUAUGCUAUGAAAUUCAAAACGUUACGAUAUCUGACUGACUGAUUGUAGAAAAUUCACGAAUCCUGCAUACAGUAUAAUGCUGUGUGUGAAUAAUUGAUUCGACUACAUUCGUGAAAAUCCAUUUUUAUUUAUUUAUACAAAAGUUCAGAAAUAUAAGAAGAUAAUAAGAUUUGUUUUAACUUGCCAUCUCUGACUAUUACAUCAGUAAUGAACAAUAUUCUGCUUUCUGCAUUACGUAUACUUUUACUUAAGAAAA
Molecule: messenger RNA, 2447 nt
Organism: Pogonomyrmex barbatus (red harvester ant)
Lineage: Eukaryota; Metazoa; Arthropoda; Insecta; Hymenoptera; Formicidae
Biological process (GO): G protein-coupled receptor signaling pathway
Cellular component (GO): plasma membrane
Molecular function (GO): G protein-coupled receptor activity
Source: RefSeq, a predicted model, not a curated record